This is a messenger RNA of Mytilus trossulus (common blue mussel), 1104 nucleotides long. Its product is annotated as class E basic helix-loop-helix protein 22-like. Bases 190 to 894 code for a protein of 234 amino acids. The transcript has a single exon. Gene Ontology annotation, cellular component: nucleus. The record is from RefSeq and is a predicted model, not a curated record. Gene Ontology annotation, biological process: positive regulation of transcription by RNA polymerase II; sensory organ development; axon development. Gene Ontology annotation, molecular function: DNA-binding transcription factor activity, RNA polymerase II-specific; E-box binding; protein dimerization activity. Lineage: Eukaryota; Metazoa; Mollusca; Bivalvia; Mytilida; Mytilidae.
AAACAAGUAAUUGACCAAUUGGAUUUGCUAAAAUCAUAGAUUAAAGGAAUUGGUGUAAUCAAGGAGCAAGUGGAUUGUAUGACAAGUCACUUUAACAAGUAAUUGAUCCGACUGCUUUCAAUGCGAGGAGCAAAAGUGCAGUAACAUUUUCUUUUUUAUUUUCUGUGGUUUGUUUUUGAGUUUUGUGAAAUGAACGAAGAUUUAGAACGUAAAAACAAUACAGCUGAUGCACAGGACGGGAUCGAUUUUUCAAAACGAUUUGACCCAUUGAUAAACACAUCGAAUUCUUACAACUGUGAUAUACCUAACGGAACUUUUCCACAUGGCCAACACAGUUUUGUCAACAGUGCUAGAGAACUAGAAAGUGGAUAUAACGAAUUUAACAUUGACGUUGAGGAUAAUAGUAGUUCAGACAGUGUUGAUAAAAACUUUAAUUCAGAUCUAAACAGAGACAAUACCGAAUAUUCUAGUGAAGAAGGGCAAGAUUUUGAAGGCAAAAUCAGAACAAGGAGAGGAAGUCCACAUAAAACAAUUAGACUGAACGUGAACGCACGAGAAAGAAGGAGAAUGCAUGACUUGAAUGAUGCACUAGACGAUUUGAGGUCUGUCAUACCUUAUGCUCAUAGUCCUUCUGUUCGGAAACUUUCUAAAAUCGCCACUCUUCUUCUAGCCAAAAAUUACAUUCUUAUGCAAGCAAAUGCACUUGAAGAAAUGAGAAGAAUGAUUGCGUAUAUGAAAUCAACAUCACCCAGUCGUUACGAACCAUACUCAGCUGCAUACCAAAGAUUACAUGACAUACCGCGUCUUCCCGGCGUUCCCAGUCAAACACCGGAAACGUCUGCCACCUUUCAAGGAACAAACUGUGAACUCCCUUAUAAUGGGAAAAAGGUAUAAAACUUAUCCGCGAAUAAGUAUUAUCGAAAACAAAAGAAAUAUUAUGUGACGAAUAACUCUGAUUUUAUAGGGUUUGAAGAAAUAUUAACUUUUGAUUAUUUUGUAAUUGACUACUUUUUGUGUAAAAAGUGCUGCAGUUUAUAUUAUACAAAAGUAAGUUAUCAGAUGUUUCAAUUAUGAUACUCAAAUAAUGUUCUACAAGUCUACAAG